GUGUAGGUUACUUACCUUUGCAUGAUAUGAGAUGAUUCAACGAAGAACAGUUAUGUUAGAAAAGGGCUAGAGGCAAUGUAAAGAAAUGGAAAUUGAUUUUGAACUUGUUCUAGAGGGUAUCACGCUUGGUUUGGACGUUGUUAUUUUAGGAUUCUUGUAUAAAUCUUAUGAGUCAUGUGCUGCCUAUAUUCAGGCACUUAAGGAAGCAGAACAAGUUGAAAUAUCGGAACUUAGUCAACUGGCAGCCCCCAAAAGUCAACCAAGGAGCUGGUUUCAGUUUUGGAAGAAAAAUAAAUUAGCACCUACCACAUCAGGAAUUCCUAAUGACUAUAGAUAUGUGUGUCUGAGAGGAAUAGUGGAGCCACUUGACAAAUCAAGAUUGCUCAAGAGUACAGACAACAAAAGCACUGGAGUGAUUCACAAAAUUAUAACUAAAGAAGUUGCUACAGUUCGCAAUGGCACAAGGCUGUGGGUGGAUGAAGAAAGAAUUGUAAAAAAUAUUCAGCAUGAAAUUCCUUGGGGUUUGAAAUCGCAAGAAACAUCCAAUGCCACUAAGCAGACAUUAGUCCAAGUUAUAGAAGGAUUAACGGCCGAUCGUCUUGAUAUGGCUGUCGUCAGAGAUGAGUUCACUCCUGCUGCCUUUUCCCUAUCUGGUUGGCUCGGUGGAUGGGUUAGCGGUGUUCAGCUCAAGGGGAUUAAUGAAAUUGAAGAAAUGGUUAUUGACGGUUCACUAAUGACAGCCGUCGGUGAAUUAGUGAUAAACAGCGAUGGCACCAUGCAGCUGAGAUCACCAAGCAAUUCUGACCAAGCUUUGCCGUUUAUUCUUUCUACUUUGCCUUACAGCGCACUCCUGAGCACCUAUGAAACCCUUAUCAGCGUUUGCAAGUGGAGCCUAUUCUUUUUUGGUGGCGUUGGCAUGGUUCUUUGUUCUCUCAUGAUUCGCAAGUGGUUCAAAAUUCGUUAUGGCCGACGACAUGCCAGAGAAGAAGACGAUAUUCUUCGUGAUCUUUGCGAGUCACGUCGGUCAACUGAAGAAAAUGAUGACCUACCGGACUGGCAGCGCUGCGUUAUAUGUCUGGUUCGAAAUCGUGAAGUUAUUGUUCUUCCAUGCGGUCACGUUUGCCUCUGCGCCGAUUGUAUGGUGCUCAUCAAUCGGCAAAAUAUACUACAGAGGAAUUGUCCCAUGUGUCGACAAAGAAUUGAGCAAAUUGCACGAGCUUUUGUUCCUUAAGCACUGCGUGUAGCUUUUUUUGGAUGAAAUCUUUGACAUGACAAAAAAUUGUCCUACAACGCAAUGUCUCUAAACCUGUUCAGGCAUUAAAAUAUAGGAAAUUAUGUCAGUAAUUCGUGAUGUAAUACAGGUGACCACUUAUUAUUGGAGUAAAUUUUUAUCAUAAUAAAAAAUAUUGUGACAAAACUGA
Molecule: messenger RNA, 1421 nt
Organism: Daphnia magna
Lineage: Eukaryota; Metazoa; Arthropoda; Branchiopoda; Diplostraca; Daphniidae
Product: mitochondrial E3 ubiquitin protein ligase 1
Exons: 4
Coding region: 86-1231 (381 amino acids)
Biological process (GO): organelle organization; protein ubiquitination
Molecular function (GO): ubiquitin-protein transferase activity
Source: RefSeq, a predicted model, not a curated record